Raphanus sativus (radish) is the source of this 2255-nucleotide messenger RNA. Its product is annotated as serine/threonine-protein kinase BSK3. The transcript is spliced from 9 exons. The coding region runs from base 455 to 1939 and encodes 494 amino acids. Lineage: Eukaryota; Viridiplantae; Streptophyta; Magnoliopsida; Brassicales; Brassicaceae. The record is from RefSeq and is a predicted model, not a curated record. Gene Ontology annotation, molecular function: protein binding; ATP binding; protein kinase activity. Gene Ontology annotation, biological process: brassinosteroid mediated signaling pathway; protein phosphorylation.
AAACUUGUGAUCUGAUCUACUUUAUUUAAAAAAAAAAUCGAAAUCAUUAUAUUCGGAUUGUUUAAGCUUUUAGUAUCACAUGAAUCACAUACGUUCAUGUCGAUUCGAUUGAGAGAGAGAGAGAGAUACUGUCUCUCCCGAUUUUGCCUUAUGUCCUUGGUUCUUCUUCUCCUUCUCCUUAAAGACCAAACCCUAGAGAUACAGAUUAAAGUUUGUUCGAUCCCGAAUACAUUUUUUCUGUGUUGAGUUCCGAAUCAUAGGUUUAUUGGCUCUAAUUAGAGGUUUUUUUAAUUCUUUUUUUUCUUCCCCCUCACUCGAGUUGAGUUGACUCAACUAGAGAGAGUCACAGCGAGUUGAAAAAGACCCUCUGAUUGUAAACAAACCUCUCUGUCUCUCUCUCUCAAUUUGGAAAGAAAUAAAGAGAAGACAGUUUUGUUUAGUGUUGUGAAUAGAGAUGGGAGGUCGAUGCUCAAACCUCGGUUGUUGUCGCAAAUCAUCAUCACACAAGACUGCUCUUCUUCAACCUCCUCCUCAUCUUCAGAAUGGAGGAGAGAACAGUGACAACAUCACCGAUGAUGUGCCAGCUUUCCGCGAGUUCACACUAGACCAGCUCAAGUCAGCCACUUGUGGUUUCGCCGUCGAGUACAUCGUAUCUGAGCACGGUGAAAAGGCUCCUAACGUCGUCUACAGAGGCAAACUCGAGAACCAGAAGAAGAUUGCUGUCAAGCGUUUCACUAGAAUGGCCUGGCCUGACCCUCGCCAGUUCCUCGAGGAAGCUAGGUCCGUCGGUCAGCUGCGGAGUGAGAGAAUGGCUAAUUUGCUCGGCUGUUGUUGCGAAGGUGACGAGAGGUUGCUUGUCGCUGAGUUUAUGCCCAAUGAAACCCUUGCCAAACAUCUUUUCCACUGGGAAACACAACCUAUGAAAUGGACAAUGAGGCUACGAGUUGUUUUGUAUCUAGCACAAGCUCUUGACUACUGCACCAACCAAGAGCGUUCUCUUUACCACGACCUCAAUGCCUACCGUGUUUUAUUUGAUGAGGAAUGCAAUCCAAGGCUUUCUACUUUUGGGUUGAUGAAGAAUAGUCGUGAUGGAAAAAGUUACAGCACAAAUCUUGCUUUCACCCCUCCUGAAUAUCUCAGAACUGGGAGGGUUACUCCAGAGAGUGUGAUAUACAGCUUUGGCACUCUUCUGCUUGAUCUUCUCAGCGGAAAACAUAUACCUCCCAGCCAUGCCCUUGAUCUGAUUAGAGACAGAAAUCUCCAGACGCUGACUGAUUCUUGCCUAGAUGGGCAAUUCUCUGACAGCGAUGGCACAGAGCUAGUACGCCUCGCUUCUCGUUGUCUUCAGUACGAAGCUCGUGAGAGGCCUAACCCAAAAUCUUUGGUCACUGCCCUGACCCCUCUUCAGAAGGACACUGAGGUCCCAUCACAUGUUCUAAUGGGUCUGCCUCACAGUGGUUCGGUGUCUCCUCUCUCCCCUCUUGGUGAGGCUUGUUCAAGAAAGGACCUCACCGCUAUGCUUGAGAUCUUGGAUAAACUUGGAUACAAAGACGACGAGGGUGUCACCAAUGAGCUCUCGUUUCAUAUGUGGACAGACCAGAUGCAAGAGUCUUUGAACUCUAAGAAGAAGGGUGAUGUUGCUUUCAGGCAAAAAGACUUUAGAGAUGCCAUUGAGUGUUACACGCAGUUCAUUGAUGGAGGAAUGAUCUCUCCAACAGUGUGCGCACGGCGUAGCCUGUGUUACCUAAUGAGUGACAUGCCAAAAGAAGCAUUAGAUGAUGCAAUUCAAGCACAGGUGAUCUCUCCCGUGUGGCAUGUGGCUUCUUAUCUCCAGUCUGCUUCCCUUUCCUUCCUUGGAAUGGAGAACGAAUCACAGAUAGCACUUAAAGAAGGCUCGAACCUUGAAGCUAAGGGGAACGCAACUUCCCAACUGAAGUAAGAUACAUAUACCGUUUAAGAUUGGCAUUUUUCCUUUGGUAAAGAUGAAAGAACAUCUUAACCAGUCUAAGGGAUUGAUUAAAUCUUUGAGCACAAAAGAUGAGGAAAACACUCUGAGAAGGAUUUGCAAAACUAGAGACCGAGUGAUGGGUGUGUGGUGUUUUGCUCUUCUUUUGCCUGUUUUUUAUAGGCAUUGAAGGAAUCACUUCCUUUGAAAUCCAAUUCCUUAAAAACUUUUCUUUUAUGUUGAACAAUGUGCUAUAAGAAACCCUUCCUUGUAUUUUGAAGAUAACCAAAAGAGAUUCUUUUCUAUUGAA